AUGAAUUAUCAAGCUUUUAAUGCCGAAACUUAUAAAAAGAUGGAGAAGGAAGCCAUCGAAAACCCAACAAAGUUCUGGUCUGAAACAGCAAAGGAUAUUUUAAAGUGGGAAAGUACAGAUUUCAAGAACAUUAUCGGAAAAAUUGGUGAUGAAAAGUCUUGUUGGUUUGAAGGAGGUAAGAUUAAUACAUGUUACAAUGCCGUCGAUCGUCAUGCAAUGGCUCAUCCAGAUAAGGUCGCUUUAUUAUACGAAGGAAAUGAUAUCGAUGAUUCAAGACAGAUGACUUAUGGCGAACUCUUACAGAAUGUUUGCAAGAUGGCAAAUGUUCUCAAAUCAAAGGGAGUUACGAAAGGAUCGCAUGUAGCUAUCUAUUUCCCUGUCUCAAUCGAAGGAAUUGUAUCAAUGUUAGCUUGCGCUAGAAUUGGUGCAAUCCAUACAGUCAUUUUCGGAGCCUUUUCUGGUGAUGCUCUCUCUUACAGAAUUCAUAAUUCUGAUGCUACAGUUGUUAUUAGCCAAGAGUCAUACAAGCGUGCUGCAAAGGCUAUCCCAAUGAAAACAACGCUAUUAAAUGCUCUCAAAUCCUGCCCUAACAUCAAAAACGUAAUCAUCAGUGGUUUGACAGAAAAGCCUACAGAAAAACUUCCAUACGAAGUAGAAUCAUACCAAGAACUUAUGGCUGCUGCCAGCGAUAAGUGCGAUUGCGAAAUUAUGGAUGGUUCUGACCCAUUAUUCAUUUUAUACACAUCUGGCUCAACAGGUGAGCCAAAAGGUAUUAUCCACAGAGUUGGUGGUUAUACAGUCGCUACAACACUUACAUUCAAAUACGUAUUUGAUACAAAUGAAAAAUCAAUUUUCGGCUGUACCUCAGAUAUCGGCUGGAUUACAGGCCAUUCAUACGUCUGUUACGGACCUCUCCUCAAUGGUUCCACAACUCUUAUCUUUGGAGGACUUCCUCUUUGGCCAGAUGCGACAAGAUCAUGGCAGCUUAUCCAGAAGCUCAAAUUGACACACUUCUACACAUCCCCAUCAGCCGCACGUGCCAUUGCUGCUAAAAUCAAGUCCGUUGACCAAGUUUCACAGUUCGAUAUUUCUUCAUUACGCGUUAUCGGAUCAGUUGGUGAGACUCUCGAUGAAGAUACCUGCAUCUACAUGCGCACUGUCCUCGGAAGAGACAAAUGCUGGCUCGUAGAUACAUAUUGGCAGACAGAAUUAGGUUCUAUCAUUGCUACAUCAGUUCCAGGCAUCGAGAAUCUUCCUCCUGGUAUCGUUGGCCGACCACUUUUCGGUACAGAAAUUGUUCUUGCCGAGCCAAACGGUCAAAUUAUCUCAACAACAAGGAAUCCACACCCAGAGAUAGUCCACAACGGCAUACUUUGCAUUGCCACACCAUGGCCAGGUCUUGCAAAUGCUGCCUUCAAGAGUACUCGCUCUUUCAAGGACAGAUAUAUUAUGCAAGGCACAGAAUUCUUCUUAGCAGGCGAUACAGCGCAGAUUGACACAAAGGGCAACAUCAGGAUCACUGGUAGAAUCGAUGACCAGCUUUGCGUCAAUGGCCACAGAGUUGGUCCAGCAGAAGUUGAAGAAGCAAUCUUGAAAGUCGAUGGAGUUGAAGAUGUCGCUGUCAUCGGUGUACCAUCAAAGAAGACAACACAGGCAAUCAUUGCUUUCGUUGUAUCUGCUGACAAUUCACAGGAAAUGGUCACAAAGGUCGCUGUCAAAGUCACACAGAACUUUGGAGCAAUUGGUAGACCACAAAAAGUCAUUUUCGUGAAGAUGCUUCCGAAGACAAACAGUGCAAAGAUUAUCAGAUCGUACUUAAGAGAACUCUUCUUGAAUGUCGACAACAAUAAGAGCGUUCCAAAGCCAACUGCUUGCACAAUGACACAAGAAGAAAUCGGAGAGCUCAUUGAUAUUAUCAAGGAAACACAAACAGAUCUUGCAUCUCUUUAA
Molecule: messenger RNA, 1950 nt
Organism: Trichomonas vaginalis G3
Lineage: Eukaryota; Parabasalia; Trichomonadida; Trichomonadidae
Product: synthetase family
Exons: 1
Coding region: 1-1950 (649 amino acids)
Biological process (GO): acetyl-CoA biosynthetic process
Molecular function (GO): acetyl-CoA synthetase activity
Source: RefSeq, a predicted model, not a curated record